GGAGGAAUCUUGAGAGAGUAAUCCGGUGUACGUCUCUGAAAUAAUGGAGGAAUCUUAAAAGCGCAAGCCAUGGCCUUCGUCUUUCAGUCAUUCAUGUUUAAACCUAAUUUCUCCUUCUCUUUACUUGCAAAACUCAAUUGACUCCUUCAAGAAACCACAACUUUCUUUCUUUCCUUUUCUAUUUCUACUUUCCUUUAAGCCAAACGAGAAAAAACAGAGAGUUAUUUUGAGCAGAAGAAAUCACCAUGUCUUCACCAAGCAAACGCCGAGAGAUGGACCUCAUGAAACUGAUGAUGAGUGAUUACAAGGUGGAGAUCAUCAAUGAUGGAAUGCAAGAGUUUUAUGUACAUUUUCAUGGACCCAGUGAGAGUCCUUACCAUGGAGGUGUCUGGAAAAUAAGAGUUGAGCUCCCUGAUGCUUAUCCGUAUAAAUCUCCGUCAAUAGGAUUUGUCAAUAAGAUCUAUCACCCAAAUGUGGAUGAAAUGUCAGGAUCAGUUUGUUUGGAUGUCAUCAAUCAGACAUGGAGCCCCAUGUUUGACCUGGUGAAUGUGUUUGAAGUAUUUCUUCCUCAGCUUCUUUUAUAUCCCAACCCAUCAGAUCCAUUGAAUGGAGAAGCUGCAGCCAUGAUGAUGCGUGACAGAGCCGCUUAUGAACAAAGAGUUAAAGACUACUGCGAGAAAUAUGCAAAGAUGGAAGACAUAGCUGCGGAGGGAGAAGAAAAAUCAAGUGACGAAGAGGUGAGUGAAGACGAGUAUGAUUCUUGUGAGGAGGAAGAAGUAGCUGGCAAAGCUGAUCCAUAGUUGUUUCAUUGAUUGUCUACUUCCUCCGGGGUUGUGUGAAUGUGUAUAUAGAUGCUUUUAACUUUCUGUUAAGAUCAAUUGAAACUCAGAAGAUGGGGCUGGGAAGAAUUCCUGUCAGCCUUAUUCUCUUGCUAUCUGUCACUGUAAAUAAAAUGAACAAUUUGCCUUCA
This is a messenger RNA of Carica papaya (papaya), 970 nucleotides long. It is a transcript of the gene UBC6, whose product is annotated as ubiquitin-conjugating enzyme 6. The record is from RefSeq and is a predicted model, not a curated record. NCBI's taxonomy places the organism in Eukaryota, Viridiplantae, Streptophyta, Magnoliopsida, Brassicales, Caricaceae.